UUCGAACCGGAUAGCCGGAAACCCUGAAAUUCCGGUAUGUUACGUAGUAAAGUGAAGUAACAGUGAAAAAGUGAAGACAUGCCAACCAUGGCGGUAAACAUUCUUCGAACCAGUGACGACGACAUCUGGGGACAACGGCACACGGCUGGCCAGCGCAGGUUCAUCCACUGGCAGGCGACUCAUCCCUUCGUGGUGCGCGUUGAUUUGGUCAACGGCACACGGCUGGCCAGCGCAGGUUCAUCCACUGGCAGCCGACUCAUCCCUUCGUGGUGCGCGUUGAUUUGGUCAACGGCACACGGCUGGCCAGCGCAGGUUCAUCCACUGGCAGCCGACUCAUCCCUUCGUGGUGCGCGUUGAUUUGGUCAACGGCACACGGCUGGCCAGCGCAGGUUCAUCCACUAGCAGCCGACUCAUCCCUUCGUGGUGCGCGUUGAUUUGGUCAACGGCACACGGCUGGCCAGCGCAGGUUCAUCCACUGGCAGCCGAUUCUUCCCUUGGUGGUGCGCGUUGACUCGGACAACGGCACACUGCUCACUCAGCGUGAGAUUCAUUUCAUCAUUCGGCACAUUUCGUUGGAAAUCAUUGUAUCGCAAAAAAUCAGCGUCGAAUUAAGUAAUGCCAACAACUCGAUCCACAACGAAGCGUACGGAAAGCCAAGCAAUGCAAUCAGAAAACGCAACACCUCAGCCUGAAAUGCAAGCCUCGCACUCAAAAACACAAGCUGAAGCCAUGGAGUCCAAAGCGAAAGCAGUUGUUGAACAAUCAUUCCAUGAUGCAGAGUUGUCUACUAAACAACGCGAGCUGAAAAUGUUGCGACUGCAUCAUUCUAGUCAGCAACGAAAACUCGAAAAGUUGGUGGAAGACGUCACAACAACACCAGUAAAUGCAACUACAUACAACGUGAAAUACAGCUACCUGCAAGAUCUAAAAGCAAAAAUAACAGAGAUCUUUGAGAAAAUAGUAGCCCUGGACCCAAUAGACAUCAAAAACGACUUUUCUGACGACGAAGCAUGUGCUUGUAUGUACAUGAAAUUAGACACCAUGAUAGCAAACGGAACUCUAAUUGCUGCACCUACUGCAGUGACUCCUGUGGUAUCUUCUUCAUUACAUCAUCUGAACAUUCCAAUGCCAACAUUUGAUGGAACAUAUGAACAGUGGCCUAAGUUCAAGGCCAUGUUCCUGGAUAUUGUGAAGGAAUCUAGUGCAUCGGAUGCGGUGAAGUUACAUCACCUUAACAAGGCCUUGAUUGGGAAGGCUAGUGGCGUGCUGAAUGCAAGUCUUAUCGCCGGAAACAACUUCGCAAGUGCAUGGCAAUUGCUGGAGGAUCGCUUUGAAAAUCCUCGCGUGAUCGUGGACAGACACAUCGCGGGAUUAUUGCAGAUGAAACCCGUGGUCAAGGAGUCUGCACGUGGGCUGCGCGAGUUGCUGGAAUGCUGUAGAACUCAUGUAGACGGUCUAUCCUACAUGAAGAAAGAAGUUGAUGGAACCAGCGAAUUAAUCAUCACCCACAUCUUGACUUCAUGUUUCGAUCCUGAAACAAGGAAGCUGUGGGACGAUGAACAGAGGAGAGUUUCCGAAGCUGAAGACAACAUUGGAGUUUUUAUGCAGACAGUGCGAAGUGCUGGAUCAGUGUGCCUCUGAGAGAGGAGAAAGAGGCGACAAAGGCAAAAUGGUGAGCGCCAAGGUGUACACAGCUUCCAUUCAAAACUGCAAGCUCUGCAACGAUGAUCAGCAUAACAUCGUUCACUGUCCUGAGUUUUUGGCGUUAUCAACACGAGAGAGACAGAUUAAGGCUCAAGAACUUCGGCUUUGUUACAAUUGCCUUGGGGCUGGUCGCUCUUCACGACGAUGCGAAUCAAGGAGGACAUGCCGUAGAUGCAAUAAACAUCAUCACACGUUGCUUCAUUUUGAGCAAUCUAUUGAAAUGCCAAGUUCUGAACAUGUAGCAACCGCGUCACAUCAAGAAGAAGAGACAUCAGGCACAGGAUCACCAUCUUCAAGUAGUCCAUCAUCACCCCAGAUUGUUUUGAGUGUGCAAGGAGCAGCAAAAUCUACCGUCCUGCUAUCGACAGUGCUUUUGAACAUCGUGGACGAUCAAGGAACGAAUCAUCAAGCUCGUGCACUGCUAGACAGUGGCGCACAAUCCAACUUCAUUUCUGGACGACUGGUGCAGCUGCUACGAUUGCCACGGAAGAUAGUGAACAUUCCGUUAUCGGGCAUAGGUGGCAGUUCAACCAUAAAUGUGCGACAUUCAGUAAGAGCUACAAUACGAUCACGUUGUUCCGAAGACGCCUUCACUUUGGAUAUGUUGGUCUUGGCUACCCCGUCGGCAUCUUUACCAACCCAACCGGUAGACAUCAGUAGCUGGAACAUCCCGGAAGACUACAUCUUAGCUGAUCCCACCUUUAACCAGCCGGGACGUGUUGACAUCAUCCUUGGAGCAGAACUGUUUUAUGAAUUCCUGAAGGAGCUUCGCGUGUCAUUUGGUCUGCAUCGUCCAGUAUUGCAAGAAUCCAAAUUUGGUUGGAUAGUUAGUGGCAAUGCACUCAUCGAACCAGCGUCUGAUCCAGUAGUGUGUGCUACAGCUUUAAUCACGGACAACUUGAGCAUGGUGGCAGCAGAGGACAACGCUGAAAUGUCCUUGUCACAUCAUCCAGUUAUCAGCAACGCAGUCAUCAGAUAUCGUAGUGAUCUUCAAAGUGGCCUACGCACCGGAGUAAUCGAAAUUCAGAAUGACGAGUUAAGGGUCGGACGGGCCAAACGAGAAGGAGCAUCCGUAGCUGACGUCAUCUAUCCUAAAUCAUCAGAGAGAGCAGCUGAGACAUCUACCAGUGAUUCUACCGCAGUCUGUCUUGGUGGCAGUGAUUUUGGUGGCAUCAUAUCUGCAACGGGUAUACCAAGAAACCACGAUUGGGAACUUUGGGCACGAUUGGGAACAUCACUAUAAUUGAUACGUAGAUCAAUUUCGUCGUGCACACGUGUGCCAUUUUACAUGAAUUUUGUCAUUAUUUCACAGAGUUAUUAAUCUUUCAUAUUGAACUAAAGGAACAUGAAUCAGGGUAGAUCUAGCAUAGAGCGAGAUUGCUUUUGCAUGAAAUUAAAUUGUUCCAAUUUAAGGUGGCAGGAUGUUUAGGAUUGAAAUGGGCCAAAAUGUAGGCAAUUUGUUGUGCACGUGAAUUAAGCCAUAAAACCAAUAGCAGCGCCAUCUCGAGGCAAUGACACAAUUACUCCCAACUUCACAGUAGCGCCAUCUGCGUGAUUAGUUAUGCAUAUCAUAGGGUCAAAGGGUGAUGAUAUUGGCUAAUAAUUAGGAAACAUUUGUAUGUCCACGGAAAGAGGGGAAAUUAAGCCAGCGUACAAACCCAAAAAUGUAAACAUCGCUAACGGAACAGCAAUUUGUAAUGAGUACCCCAAGAAAUACAUUCAGAAUUCAGUUAACAGCACAGAUUUUGGAGCUAGAAUUUAUUUCUACAUCUUCAUAUCACCUUGUUAGCAAAUCUUGCAUAGAGUCCUUGGCGAGUAGCUCUUGCUUGACACUUGUUAGCGCUCUCCGGUGAAUAUGGUAUCUGUGCUGAUUUUGCUCCCAUAGAAAACUCGAGUCGCGAGUUUUAACUAUCUAGUGUAGGGUGCAAUCCUACACAAUAACCUUUGUUUUCUUACGCAUAUCACGCCAAAAGCCUGAUAGCCGAUAACUUUUAGCGCACCCAUCAAAGGACUUUUUUAAAUUUUUUAUGUGUUUUGGUUGCUAUUACAC
Messenger RNA from Anopheles coluzzii, 3754 nucleotides. RefSeq lists its product as uncharacterized. The record is from RefSeq and is a predicted model, not a curated record. Lineage: Eukaryota; Metazoa; Arthropoda; Insecta; Diptera; Culicidae. Gene Ontology annotation, molecular function: aspartic-type endopeptidase activity. The transcript has 2 exons. Gene Ontology annotation, biological process: proteolysis. The coding region runs from base 616 to 1641 and encodes 341 amino acids.